AUGGAGGGACAGCACCCCGUGGGGCCCUCCCCGAGGAGCCCCGGGGCAGUCGCUGGGCCUGGCACCAGCCCUCCCUCGCCAGCAAAUCGCGGGGAGCCUCCGGCUGCCCGGCAACAAGUGUUUGUGCUGCGGGGGCGGGGGAGGCGGCGGGGCCAUGGCCCUGCAGCGGCGGCUGUGCGCGGCUCUGCGGGACACGCCGCGCCCGCCGUGAGUGGCGGCGGCUCCGUGGGCAGGGGCUGGGCUGGGCCCCGGCAGGCAGUGGGGGGCCCGGGGGGCCGGCGGGGGCUGCCGCCGGGGCGCUGCCCGCUGAGCCCCGAGUCCCGCAGGCCGCGGCCCGGGCGCUCCGCGCGUGUGCUGCUGAAGAGGCGGGAGCUGGCCGAGCUGGAGCAGGCUCUGCGGAGGCAGCGGGAGGAGCUGGGGCGGAGGAUGCGGCGCCUGGCGCGGCGCCGGCGGCAGCUGCGGCAGAGGCAGGAGCGGCUCCGGGACGGCGCCCUCGCGUUCGACGCUUUCCUGAAGGCGGUGUCGGCCGGGCGGGCGCGGGCUGUGCGGCGGGCGGCCGGGCAGGAGGCCGAGGCCGCCCGCCUGCGCCGGGAGCUGACGGGGCUGCGGGGAGCCAGGGAGCGCCUGGCGCGGCGCCUGCGGAGCCUCCGCGGCUGCCGGGACCGGCUGCAGGCCGUGCUGGCCAGCACCGACCAGUUCCAGGACGUGCCGGCCGUGCUGGCCCAUCUCGGGGCGCUGGCGGGGGCGCGGGCAGCCCUGGUGCAGGAGGUAGAGGCCAAGCAGGAGCAGCUGGCCCAAGGCUGGGCACGGCUCCGGCGGGCCCGGGAGGAGGUGGGCAGCGAGCUCCUGCGUGCCAGCGCCGAGCGGGACCAGCUCCACGCACGCCUGGAGGCCGCCCGCCGGGACCUGCUGCAGGGGGAGUGCUGCUGGGCCCAGGUGCAGAGCAGAGCCGCCCAGCAGAGCCUGCUGCUGGGGCAGAUCAAGUUGGCUGUGCUGAACCUCUUCCAGCUUGCCACUGCCUGGUUCCAGCUCCCCACAGCCGUGGCCCUGGAGGACACAGAGGCCCAACUGGACACGGUGCUGCUCUGCAUGCAGGACCUGUCUGUCCUCGCUGCCCAGCUGUGCCCAGGCCAGCCAGGGCCGUGCCCCCCACGCUUGGCCACCAGCACGAUGCCGCUGUGCCGCAGGGGAGCCCGGGGACCACCGAGCCAGCACCAGCCUCCGGCCCCCCGCCUGCCCCCAGCGCUGGGGAGAGGCUGCCGUGGCCAGCACAGAGCUGCAGGACGCCUGGCACCCCUGGGCACUCCCUGACAAGGCUGGACACCCCCACGGCCAGCAGCAACGCGGAUGGCAGUGGCACAGGCCCCUCUGCUGGAGGGCAGAGCCUGACCCCCACGCCCCCACCCGCACAGGGCAGCACCCACCUGUGUUGGGGCUGUUGUCUCACAAUACAACCCCCUGCAGACCCGCA
Colius striatus (speckled mousebird) is the source of this 1471-nucleotide messenger RNA. RefSeq names its product cilia and flagella associated protein 73 (gene CFAP73). The transcript has 7 exons. The record is from RefSeq and is a predicted model, not a curated record. Lineage: Eukaryota; Metazoa; Chordata; Aves; Coliiformes; Coliidae. Bases 1 to 1311 code for a protein of 436 amino acids. Gene Ontology annotation, biological process: spermatid development.